AUGUCGAACAUAGUUGGAAUCGAGUACAAUCGGGUCACAAAUACGUCUCUGACGGAUUUCCCUGGCCAUUCUGCCGAAGACCAUGCAUGGGACAUUGAGAAGUUCAAGCGGACCUUCGAUAUUGAUAUCAAGUACAUUGCUGGAAGAAAUGCAAACUUUGACUUGCGCCAUAUUGACACCUCGAUCGCCAAUGCGUUUCGUCGUAUUAUGAUUGCAGAGGUGCCUUCUGUUGCUGCAGAGACCGUUUAUGUUUUCAACAACACUUCUGUCAUUCAGGAUGAGGUGUUGGCACACCGUAUUGGACUUAUUCCUUUGAAUGUGGACCCCGAUGCGUUGGUGUGGAUUGAUCCUGCUGCAGACGAGGCCGAGCGCUUCAAUGACACAAACACCAUAGUCAUGUCGCUUGACGUCUCUUGUACCAGAAACCCUCAUGCUCCAGCAGGUACCACAGACCCUAAGUUGCUUUACCGUAACUCCAGUGUCUAUGCGAGAGACUUGAAGUUCGAGCCCCAGGGCCGCCAGGCCGAGCUUUUCAAGGACUCCCCAGUGGUUCCUUGUGACCCUGAUAUCUUGUUGGCCAAGUUGCGUCCGGGACAAGAGAUCUCGUUGCGUGUGCACUGUGUUUUGGGAGUAGGUAGUGACCACGCCAAAUUUUCCCCAGUUGCCACUGCAUCGUACCGUUUGAUGCCUGUUAUUGACAUUUUGGAGCCGAUCUCAGGCGAACAGGCGGUAAGAUUCCAGAAGUGUUUCCCAUCGGGCGUGAUUGGCAUUGAUGAAAAAGGAGAGGCAUAUGUGGCUGAUGCCAGAAAAGACACCGUUUCGAGAGAAGUUUUGCGCCACGAAGAGUUUUCGGGCAAAGUCAAGUUGGGACGUGACAGAGAGCACUUUAUUUUCAAUGUGGAGUCGACUGGAGCGAUGUCGCCUGCAGAGAUUUUUCUCAAGUCCGUCCGUGUCUUGAAGAACAAGGUGGACUACUUACGUAACUGUCCUGUAGGACAGUAG
This is a messenger RNA of Clavispora lusitaniae ATCC 42720, 1002 nucleotides long. It is a transcript of the gene RPC40, whose product is annotated as DNA-directed RNA polymerase core subunit. Gene Ontology annotation, molecular function: protein dimerization activity; DNA binding. Gene Ontology annotation, cellular component: RNA polymerase I complex; RNA polymerase III complex. The record is from RefSeq and is a predicted model, not a curated record. Gene Ontology annotation, biological process: DNA-templated transcription. NCBI's taxonomy places the organism in Eukaryota, Fungi, Ascomycota, Pichiomycetes, Serinales, Metschnikowiaceae.